Messenger RNA from Stegostoma tigrinum, 22224 nucleotides. RefSeq names its product nebulin (gene neb). Lineage: Eukaryota; Metazoa; Chordata; Chondrichthyes; Orectolobiformes; Stegostomatidae. The transcript is spliced from 159 exons. Gene Ontology annotation, biological process: cardiac muscle thin filament assembly. Gene Ontology annotation, cellular component: Z disc. The record is from RefSeq and is a predicted model, not a curated record. Gene Ontology annotation, molecular function: actin filament binding. The coding region runs from base 248 to 21544 and encodes 7098 amino acids.
CGCUGAUGCAGCUUGUAGCUCUUGCCCAGCGUUUCUUGGGAGGGGAACGUUGGGGAGGCUGUAGCUGCUGGGGAAAAUUACUUCUAAAUAUCACGGCUGUAAAUUAAAGUGCAGAAACUGAAGGGAGUACAUUCCUAUGGUAAUUGGACAGUGUCAAGUCUCAUUUCUGUAAGGUCGUUAGUUAUACUUUUUUGCUGACGCCCAGCAAGUAUUUUUGUACACGGACCCUAAACGACAGACAGCAAAAAUGGAAGAUGAAGAGGGAGAAUAUGAGGAAUAUGAAGAGUACGAAGUGGAGGAGAUUAUUACGUACCAUACAUAUGAAGGUGAAAAGAUGAUAAAGGGAAAAGAGAUUACAAAGGUUACGGAGGUAACAAAGGAGUCUGAGCCACAAACAUACAUUCGAGAAGUGAGAACAGUUUCUGAACCACAAACAUUUAUUCGUGAGGUUACAGAACCACAUACAGUCAUUCGAGAGGUUACACAACCAUACACAGUUGUUCAAGAGGUUCAUAAGUCUGGCUCGGGUCUACCUGUCAGAGAAGUGAGAAGGAGGAAGAAGGUAGACAGGACAACGUUUUCAACUCCUUACCUUGAACACAGUCAUAAGAUGAAGGACCUGUUCAGUUCGAACAAGUACAAGGAAGAUUUUGAGAAGGAGAAAGGAAAGCCAUAUGCCAUUAUCUCAGACACUCCGGAGCUGAAGAGAAUUCGGAAGGCUCAGGAACAGAUGAGUGAGGUCAAGUAUCGUUCAGAUGGUGACAAGGCAAAGACGAUUUGCCACGUUGAUGGAACAGCCCGGGAUAUUGAACACGCCAAAAAUGUUUCGCAGUUGGUUAGCAAGGUGUUGUACAAACAGAAAUGGGAAGACACCAAGGAUGUUUAUCAAUUGCCACCGGAUGCUCCUGAGCUUGUCCGAGCUGUGAAAUUUGCCGAAAACUUCAGUCCGAAAUUAUAUAAAGAGGCCUGGGAAGAAGAAAAGCCUUUCUAUUAUCCUUACAGUGACAGCCCAGAGCUGAGACGAGUUGCCAACGCUCAGAAAGCUCUGAGUGAUAUUGAAUACAAGAAAAACCACAAUGAACAUCUGUCAAAAUACACUUCACUGGCCGAUCCACCAGAUGUUGAGAUGGCAAAAAAGGUUGUCAAUCAACUGAGCGAUAUUAAGUACCAUAAAGACUACAACAAGAAUAAGGGCAAGUGGAGCCAGACACCUUGCUAUGAUGUCGCAGUUGCCCGAAUGAAUGCUGACAAUUUGAGCACUAAAAAAUAUAACGAGGGCUAUGAGGAAAUGAAAGACCAAAUUUACUUCAUGCAAACUGAAACUCCCGAAUAUAAAGCCAGCAAGCGUUCUCAAAAUGCUACUAGCCCGAUAAAAUACAGACAAGAUUAUGAGAAGACCAAAAAUAAAACUGAUUACAACACCCUACCAGCUACAAAAAAUCCUCUGCUUCAACAGUUGAAGAAAGCCAGUGAUAUAGCAAGUGAUAUAAAGUACAAGAAUGAUUACGAAAAGGCUAGCAAAAGUAGCAUCAAUUACUGUGAAACUCCAAAGUUCAAAACUGACCGAGUGCUCGCAAAUCUCAGUGAUGUCAAAUAUAAGCAGAUUUAUGAAGAUAAUAUCAAGGGCCAUUAUGUUGGCAGCCAUGAGGAUCCGUACACGAUUCACUGUUUGAAAGUUGGAGCAAUGAAAAGUGAUAAAAAUUAUAAGGCCGACUAUGAGAUGGAUAAAGGAAGCUGUUACUUCCCCCAAACUGUUACCCCAGAGUAUGAAGCUAUGAAGAAUUCUUACCAGUGUAAAGAUCAAGUCUAUAAGAAGCAUCCUGAUAAAAUCAAGUUUACGCAAGUGGCUGAUUCUCCAGUGAUGUUGCAAGCGAAGCUCAAUGCUAAACAACUGAGUGAUCUAAACUACAAAGCGGACUACGAGAAGAAGAAGUUCAAAUGCACUAUUCCUCCUGAUAACCCCUUUUUCAUCCAGUCACGGGUGAAUGCAUACAAUCUGAGUGACAAUUGCUACAACUAUGACUGGAACAAAGAAAAGGCCAAACAUUGCAAUAUCAGAGAGGAUUCAAUCCCUGUGGUUGCAGCAAAGGCGCAUGCAAAUAUUGCAAGUGAUGUCAAAUAUAAACAAAGCUAUGAAAAGGCUCGUGGGAAGCACAUUGGAGCUCAGUGCAUAGAAGAUGAUCCUAAGAUCUUACACUCUGUGCAUGUGGCAAAGAUGCAGAGUGAGCGUGCAUAUAAAAAGGACUAUGAGGACACAAAGACUAAAUAUCACACUCCACUUGAUAUGAUCAAUGUCUCCCAGGCCAAGAAGGCUCAGGAAAUUGCCAGCAACUCACAUUAUAAACAACCAAUAAGUCGUUACUUUAUGCCUCCUGACAGUUUGCCUCUGAAUUUGGCUAAGAAGUCCUACAGUUUGCAAAGUGAUAACGAGUAUAAAGCCGAGUAUAAUAGCUGGCAAAAAGGCAUUGGUUGGGUUCCUUUUGGCUCCGUGGAUGUUGAAAAGGCGAAGAGAGCCAUGGAUAUCCUCAAUGAGAGAAAGUAUCGCCAGCCACCAGACACGAUUAAAUUCACGUCAAUAGAAGAUGCCCCAGAAACAGUCUUGGCAAAGGCUAACCAAGCACAGAGGAGCGAUAUCAACUACAAAGCCAAAGGAGAGAAGAUCAUUCAUAAGUACACUUAUCCACCUGAUGUGCCAGAGUUUAUUCAGGCUAAAGUCAAUGCUAUUAAUGUCAGUGAUAACUGCUACAAACAAGCAUGGAAAAAAGAUUUAUCAAAGGGCUGUAACAUUACUUUUGAUGCUAUUCCAAUUAUUGCUGCUAAAUCUGCCCGGCAAAAUGCCAGUGAUGUGAAAUACAAGAAAGCUUACGAGCAAGAGAAAGGAAAACAUUUUGGCUUCCAGAGCCUCCAAGAUGAUCCAAAGCUGGUCCAUUCCAUGCACGUGGCCAAGCUCCAGUCUGACCGUGAAUAUAAGAAAGACUAUGAGAAAAGCAAGACCAAAUACCAUACACCACUGGACAUGGUCAACAUUACUACUGCCAAAAAGUCCCAGGAAGUGGCCAGCAACAGUAACUACAGGCAGCCGGUCCAUCACUAUACCUAUCUGCCAGAUGCCAUGAGCCUGGAACUGUCGAAGAACAUGAUGAACAUACAGAGUGAUAACCUGUACAAAUCUGAUUACAAUAACUGGUUGAAAGGCAUUGGCUGGAGUCCGCUUGGCUCAAUAGAUGUGGAGAAAGUGAAGAAAGCUGGACAAGUACUAGAUGAGCAUAGUUACAGGCAGCACCCAGGUAAACUCAAGUUUACCAGUGUGCCUGACUCCGUUGAAAUGGUGCUGGCUAAAACCAAUGCACUACAGCUUAAUGAUAAACUAUACAGAUCUGGUGGAGAGAAGAUCAAGCACAAGUACACUUUGCCAUCAGACGUUCCCCAGUUCAUUCAAGCUCAAUGGAAUGCAGUCAACCUCAGUGACAAUUGCUAUAAGAAUAAAUGGAAAAAGUCACUAGCUAAAGGAUAUCAUCUUGAGCCUGAUGCAAUUCCUAUUGUUGCAGCCAAAUCAUCAAGACGUAUUGCUAGUGAUUACAAAUACAAAGAGGCCUAUGAGAAAGAAAAGGGCAAACAUGUUGGUUUCCGCAGUCUGCGAGAUGAUCCAAAGCUGGUCCAUUCCAUGCACGUGGCCAAGCUCCAGUCUGACCGUGAAUACAAGAAAGACUAUGAGAAAAGCAAGACUAAAUACCAUACACCACUGGACAUGGUCAACAUUACUACUGCCAAAAAGUCCCAGGAAGUGGCCAGCAACAGUAACUACAGGCAGCCGGUCCAUCACUAUACCUAUCUGCCAGAUGCCAUGAGCCUGGAACUGUCGAAGAACAUGAUGAACAUACAGAGCGAUAAUCUGUACAAGCAAGACUACAAUUGCUGGCAGAAGGGAAUAGGCUGGUUCCCACUAGGCUCACUUGAUGUGGAGAAGGCCAAGAAAGCAGGAGAUGUCUUGAAUGAACAUAAAUACCGUCAGCAUCCAGACAGGCUGAAAUUCACCAGUGUCACUGACUCUGUGAACAUGGUUCUUGCCACAAGUAACACUAAGCAGUUGAAUGAAAUGAACUAUAAAAAGUCUGGUGAAGAUGUGAAACACAAGUAUACUCUUGACAUUCAAUAUCCACCAUUCGUACAAGCUAAGGUCAACGCUCAUAACUUAAGUGAUCAACGCUAUAAGCAAGCCUGGCUGAAGACAAUAGCUCAAGGCCAUGAUAUCCGGGAAGAUGCCAUUCCAAUUGUUGCGGCCAAAGCCUCAAGGAACAUUGCAAGUGAUUAUAGAUACAAAGCAGCCCAUGAGAAGGAAAAAGGUAAACACGUUGGCUUCCGCAGCCUCCAAGAUGACCCUAAGUUGGUCCAUUCCAUGCAUGUAGCCAAGAUUCAGUCUGAGCGUGAAUACAAGAAAGACUAUGAGAAGAGCAAGACCAAGUAUCACACCCCACCUGAUAUGCUCAACAUUACCUCUGCCAAGAAAUCCCAGGAAGUGGCCAGCAACAGCAACUACAGGAAUCUAAUUCACAACUACACUUAUCUGCCAGAUGCCAUGAGUGUGGUACUGUCCAGGAACAUGAUGGACAUACAGAGUGAUAACAAUUACAAAUCGGAUUAUAAUAACUGGUUUAAAGGUCUUGGCUGGGUUCCUAUUGGCUCCUUGGAUGUAGAGAAGGCAAAGAAAGCAACAGACAUAGCAAGUGAGAAGAAAUACCGUCAACAUCCAGAAAAACUUGCAUUCACAAGCAUCCCUGAUUCUCUUGAAAUGGUUUUGGCUAAGAGUAAUGCACAGAUAAUGAACAAGAAAUUAUACACUCAAGCUUGGGAUGAAGAUAAGAACAAAGUCCAUGUUAUGCCAGACACACCAGGAAUUGUGUUAUCCAAAGUCAACCAGUUGAAUAUGAGUGAGAAAUUAUACAGAUCUGGCUGGGAGAGUGCAAAGAAGAAAGGCUAUAAUCUGAUGCCUGAUGCCAUUUCAAUAAAAGCAGCAAAAGCCAACAGGGAUAUAGCCAGUGAUUAUAAAUACAAACUUGCCUAUGAAAAGGCAAAGGGAAAACACAUUGGUUUCCGCAGCCUGCAGGAUGAUCCUAAGCUUGUCCACUUCAUGCAUGUUGCCAAACUUCAGUCGGAUCGUGAGUACAAGAAAGACUACGAGAAGUCAAAGACAAAGUACAACACACCGCUGGACAUGUUUGGUAUUACAGCUGCUAAACAUUCUCAGGAAGUAGCCAGCAACAUCAACUAUAAACGCCUCAUCCAUCACUAUAUAACCCCUCCUGAUUCAGUGAAUUUGGAAUUGGCCAGGAACAUGAUGAACAUACAGAGUGAUCUUCUCUAUAAGUCAGACUACACCGGUUUUAUGAAAGGUAUGGGCUGGAUGUCCAUUGGCUCACUGGAGGAUGAAAAGAACAAGCGAGCUUCAAAUAUCCUAUGUGAGAAAAAGUAUCGUCAACACCCGGAGACUUUGAAAUAUACCAUUGAUAUGGAAUCCAUGCCUAUGGAGCUUGCUAAAGUCAAUGCCAAAAUCAUGAAUACACAUCUAUACAAGGAAGCCUGGGAAAAAGACAAGAUCCAAGUCCAUGUGAUGCCAGAUACACCAGAAAUUGCACUUGCAAAAGUGAACCAGUACAACAUCAGUGAGAAAAUGUAUAGACAGAGCAUGGAAGAGGACAAGAAGAAGGGUUAUGAUCUCCGUGCUGAUGCCAUUCCGAUCAAAGCCGCCAAAGCCUCAACUAAUAUUGCUAGUGAUUAUAAAUAUAAGCAGGCUUACGAGAAGAGUAGAGGGAGGCACGUUGGUUUCCGGAAUUUGCAGGAUGACCCUAAGCUGGUCCAUUCCAUGCAUGUAGCCAAACUGCAGUCUGAACGUGAAUAUAAAAAGGAUUAUGAAAAGAGCAAGACCAAGUACCACAUGCCAUUGGAUAUGCUAAGUCUUAUGACUGCUAAGAAGUCACAGGAGGUAGCAACUAAUGCCAACUACAGACAGGCAUUCCACAAUUUCACGUAUUUACCUGACGCCAUGAACCUCGAACUUUCCAGAAAGAUGAUGAACAUACAGAGUGAUAACAAUUAUAAAGCAGACCUUCAGUGGCUGAGGGGGAUUGGUUGGAGUCCCGCUGGAUCAUUAGAUGUUGAGAAGGCUAAGAAAGCAACAGAGAUUGCGAGUGAGAAGAAAUACCGCCAGCAUCCAGAGACCUUCAGGUUCACAAGCCCGUCUGACUCUAUUGAGAUGGUCUUGGCUAAGACUAAUACACAAAUGAUGAAGAAGAAUCUGUAUACAGAAGCAUGGGAGAAAGACAAAACUAAGGUUCACGUGACAUUGGAUCAUCCAGAUAUCUUACAAGCUAAGGCCAACGCUCAUAUAUUCAGUAAUAACAUAUAUAAAUUUGGCUGGGAACAAUCCAAGAAAAAAGGUUAUGACCUCAGGCCUGAUGCUAUAUCAAUAAAGGCUGCCAAAGCAUCGACAAAUAUUGCAAGUGAUUACAAGUACAAAACAGCUUACCGCAAGCAGCUUGGUCACCAUGUUGGAUGCCGUAACCUUCAGGAUGACCCCAAGAUGGUUUGGUCCAUGCACGUGGCCAAGAUCCAGAGUGACCGGGAAUACAAAAAGAACUUUGAGAAAACAAAGACCAAGUUCAACAUGCCAGUCGACAUGCUGGACAUCCUGUUGGCCAAGAAAUGCCAGACGCUGGUCAGUGACAUUGACUACAGGCGGUACCUGCAUCAGUGGACCUGCCUGCCAGACCAGACUGAUGUGAUCCAGGCAAGGAAGGCCUACAAUCUGCAAAGUGAUAUUCUAUACAAAUCAGACCUUGGGUGGCUAAAGGGUAUCGGAUGGUCUCCUAUAGAUUCACUAGACGUGGCCAAAGUCAAAAAAGCUGGAGAGAUCCUGAGUGAGAACAAUUACCGUCAGCACCCUUCCAAGUUGAAGUUCACCAGUUUGUCUGACUCCAUGGAUAUGGCCCUGGCAAAGAAUAAUGCACAUAUAAUGAACAAGAGACUUUACACAGAAACUUGGGAGAAGGACAAGGUGAAGAUUCAUGUCAUGCCUGACACUCCUGAGAUUCAACUGGCCAAAGCGAACACACUGAACAUGAGUGAUAAACUGUACAGACUCGCUAUGGAGGAAGAUAAGAAGAAGGGCUACGAUUUACGCCCUGAUGCUAUCUCAAUCAAAGCAGCCAAAGCGUCCCGUGAUAUCGCUAGUGAUUACAAAUACAAAAGAGCCUACCGCAAGCAGCUUGGUCACCAUGUUGGAUGCCGUAACCUUCAGGAUGACCCCAAGAUGGUUUGGUCCAUGCACGUGGCCAAGAUCCAGAGUGACCGGGAAUACAAGAAGGACUUUGAGAAAACAAAGACCAAGUUCAACAUGCCAGUCGACAUGCUGGACAUCCUGUUGGCCAAGAAAUGCCAGACACUGGUCAGUGACAUUGACUACAGGCGGUAUCUGCACCAGUGGACCUGUCUACCAGACCAGACUGAUGUGAUCCAGGCAAAGAAGGCUUAUGAUUUGCAAAGUGAUAUUCUAUACAAAUCAGACCUUGGGUGGCUAAAGGGUAUCGGAUGGUCUCCUAUAGAUUCACUAGACGUGGCCAAAGUGAAAAAAGCUGGAGAGAUCCUGAGUGAGAACAAUUACCGUCAGCACCCUUCCAAGUUGAAGUUCACCAGUUUGCCUGACUCCAUGGAUAUGACCCUGGCAAAGAAUAAUGCUAAAACAAUGGACAAGCAUGCAUACACCGAAGCAUGGGAAGCAGACAAGACCAAAAUUCACAUUCUUCCAGAUACACCACAAAUAAUAUUAGCAAAACAGAAUCAGAUCACUUGCAGUGACAAAUUGUACAGACUCGGUAUGGAAGAGUCAAAGAAGAAAGGUCAUAACCUGAAUGCUGAUGCCAUUCCAAUUAAGGCAGCAAAAGCCUCCCGAGAUAUUGCGAGUGAUUACAAAUACAAAACAGCUUACCGCAAGCAGCUUGGUCACCAUGUUGGAUGCCGUAACCUUCAGGAUGACCCCAAGAUGGUUUGGUCCAUGCAUGUGGCCAAGAUCCAGAGUGACCGGGAAUACAAGAAGGACUUUGAGAAAACAAAGACCAAGUUCAACAUGCCAGUCGACAUGCUGGACAUCCUGUUGGCCAAGAAAUGCCAGACUCUGGUCAGUGACAUUGACUACAGGCGGUACCUGCACCAGUGGACCUGCCUGCCAGACCAGACUGAUGUGAUCCAGGCAAGGAAAGCCUAUGAUCUGCAAAGUGACAUCCAGUACAAAGCUGAUCUUCAGUGGCUAAAAGGCAUUGGCUGGAUCCCAGCUGGAUCUCUGGAUGUUGAAAAGGCCAAAAAAGCCAGCGAAAUUCUUAGUGAGAAAAACUACCGUCAGCCUCCAAGCACUUUCAAGUUUACCAGUUUAGUCGAUUCCAUGCCUUUAGUCCUUGCAAAGCAUAAUUCAAACACUCUUAACCAGCGCUUGUACACUGAGGCAUGGGAAAAAGACAAGGUUCAGAUCCAUAUUAUGCCAGAUACCCCAGAGAUAUUGCUGGCAAGCCAGAACAAGAUAAAUUAUAGUGAUAAACAAUAUCGACUUGCGCUAGAAGAAUCAAAGAAAAAAGGAUAUGAUCUACGCCCUGAUGCCAUCUCUAUUAAGGCUGCCAAGGCAUCAAGAGACAUUGCCAGUGAUUACAAAUACAAAACAGACUACCGCAAGCAGCUUGGCCACCACAUUGGAUGCCGUAACCUUCAGGAUGACCCCAAGAUGGUUUGGUCCAUGCACGUGGCCAAGAUCCAGAGUGACCGGGAAUACAAGAAGGACUUUGAGAAAACAAAGACCAAGUUCAACAUGCCAGUUGACAUGUUGGACAUCCUGUUGGCCAAGAAAUGCCAGACUCUGGUCAGCGACAUUGACUACAGACGGUACCUGCACCAAUGGACCUGUCUUCCCGACCAGACUGAUGUGAUCCAGGCAAGGAAGGCCUAUGAUCUGCAAAGUGAUAUUCUAUACAAAUCAGACCUUGGGUGGCUAAAGGGUAUCGGAUGGUCUCCUAUAGAUUCACUAGAUGUGGCCAAAGUCAAAAAAGCUGGAGAGAUCCUGAGUGAGAACAAUUACCGUCAGCACCCUUCCAAGUUGAAGUUCACCAGUUUGUCUGACUCCAUGGAUAUGACCCUGGCAAAGAAUAAUGCACAGAUCAUGAACAAGCGUGCAUACAUCGAAGCCUGGGAAGCAGACAAGACUAAAAUUCAUGUCAUGCCAGAUACUCCAGAGAUAACAUUGGCGAGACAGAACCAGAUGACCUGCAGUGAUAAACUGUACAGACUCGCUAUGGAGGAAGAUAAGAAGAAGGGCUACGAUUUGCGCCCUGAUGCUAUCUCAAUCAAAGCAGCCAAAGCGUCCCGUGAUAUCGCUAGUGAUUACAAAUACAAAACAGCUUACCGCAAGCAGCUUGGUCACCAUGUUGGAUGCCGUGACAUUCAGGAUGACCCCAAGAUGGUUUGGUCCAUGCACGUGGCCAAGAUCCAGAGUGACCGGGAAUACAAGAAGGAUUUUGAGAAAACAAAGACCAAGUUCAACAUGCCAGUCGACAUGCUGGACAUCCUGUUGGCCAAGAAAUGCCAGACACUGGUCAGUGACAUUGACUACAGACAUUACCUGCACCAAUGGACCUGCCUGCCAGACCAAAAUGAUGUGAUCCAGGCAAGGAAGGCCUAUGAUCUGCAAAGUGAUAUUCUAUACAAAUCAGACCUUGGGUGGCUAAAGGGUAUCGGAUGGUCUCCUAUAGAUUCACUAGACGUGGCCAAAGUCAAAAAAGCUGGAGAGAUCCUGAGUGAGAACAAUUACCGUCAGCACCCUUCCAAGUUGAAGUUCACCAGUUUGUCUGACUCCAUGGAUAUGACCCUGGCAAAGAAUAAUGCACAGAUCAUGAACAAGCGUGCAUACAUCGAAGCCUGGGAAGCAGACAAGACUAAAAUUCAUGUCAUGCCAGAUACUCCAGAGAUAACAUUGGCGAGACAGAACCAGAUGACCUGCAGUGAUAAACUGUACAGACUCGCUAUGGAGGAAGAUAAGAAGAAGGGCUACGAUUUGCGCCCUGAUGCUAUCUCAAUCAAAGCAGCCAAAGCGUCCCGUGAUAUCGCUAGUGAUUACAAAUACAAAACAGCUUACCGCAAGCAGCUUGGUCACCAUGUUGGAUGCCGUGACAUUCAGGAUGACCCCAAGAUGGUUUGGUCCAUGCACGUGGCCAAGAUCCAGAGUGACCGGGAAUACAAGAAGGACUUUGAGAAAACAAAGACCAAGUUCAACAUGCCAGUCGACAUGCUGGACAUCCUGUUGGCCAAGAAAUGCCAGACACUGGUCAGUGACAUUGACUACAGACAUUACCUGCACCAAUGGACCUGCCUGCCAGACCAAAAUGAUGUGAUCCAGGCAAGGAAGGCCUAUGAUCUGCAAAGUGAUAUUCUAUACAAAUCAGACCUUGGGUGGCUAAAGGGCAUCGGAUGGUCUCCUAUAGAUUCACUAGACGUGGCCAAAGUCAAAAAAGCUGGAGAGAUCCUGAGUGAGAACAAUUACCGUCAGCACCCUUCCAAGUUGAAGUUCACCAGUUUGUCUGACUCCAUGGAUAUGACCCUGGCAAAGAAUAAUGCACAGAUCAUGAACAAGCGUGCAUACAUCGAAGCCUGGGAAGCAGACAAGACUAAAAUUCAUGUCAUGCCAGAUACUCCAGAGAUAAUAUUGGCGAGACAGAACCAGAUGACCUGCAGUGAUAAACUGUACAGACUCGCUAUGGAGGAAGAUAAGAAGAAGGGCUAUGAUUUGCGCCCUGAUGCUAUCUCAAUCAAAGCAGCCAAAGCGUCCCGUGAUAUCGCUAGUGAUUACAAAUACAAAACAGCUUACCGCAAGCAGCUUGGUCACCAUGUUGGAUGCCGUAACCUUCAGGAUGACCCCAAGAUGGUUUGGUCCAUGCACGUGGCCAAGAUCCAGAGUGACCGGGAAUACAAGAAGGACUUUGAGAAAACAAAGACCAAGUUCAACAUGCCAGUCGACAUGCUGGACAUCCUGUUGGCCAAGAAAUGCCAGACACUGGUCAGUGACAUUGACUACAGGCAUUACCUGCACCAGUGGACCUGUCUACCAGACCAGAAUGAUGUGAUCCAGGCAAGGAAGGCCUAUGAUUUGCAGAGUGAUCUGUCGUACAAAUCAGAUUUGGAAUGGCUUCGUGGCAUUGGAUGGAGUCCUGUCGAUUCACUUGACAUUCAGAAAGUUAGGAAAGCUGGAGAGAUUCUGAGCGAAAAGAAUUAUCGACAGCCACCGAGUGCACUUAAGUUCACAAGCAUUCUUGAUUCUCUCGAACUGGUUUUAGCCAAGAACAAUGCUAAAAAUCUCAACAAACGCUUAUACACAGAAGCUUGGGAUAAUGAUAAAACCACUAUUCAUGUCAUGCCAGACACCCCUGAAAUUAAUCUGGCCAAAAGCAACUCAGCUAACAUCAGUCAGAAACUGUACCAUCAAGCAUGGGAGGAUUCCAAGCUAAAAGGUUAUGAUUUGCGAGCUGAUGCCAUUCCAAUCAAGGCAGCAAAGGCCUCCAGAGACAUUGCAAGCAUGUACAAAUACACAGAGGCCUAUCGGAAGCAGCUUGGCCACCACAUUGGAUGCCGUGACAUUCAGGAUGACCCCAAGAUGGUUUGGUCCAUGCAUGUGGCCAAGAUUCAGAGCGACCGGGAAUACAAGAAGGACUUUGAGAAAACAAAGACCAAGUUCAACAUGCCAGUUGACAUGCUGGACAUCCUGUUGGCCAAGAAAUGCCAGACACUGGUCAGUGACAUUGACUACAGGCAUUACCUGCACCAAUGGACCUGCCUGCCAGACCAGAAUGAUGUGAUCCAGGCAAGGAAGGCCUAUGAUUUGCAGAGUGAUUUGCUGUACAAGGCCGACAUGGAAUGGAUCCGCGGCUGUGGCUGGAUCCCGAAUGAUUCUCUCGAUGUUAAAAAAGUACAAAGGGCUCAGGAGAUUCUUAGUGAGCGUCACUACCGCCAGCCCCCGGACAAGUUCAGCUUCACCAGCAUUGUUGACCAUCCCAGCAUAAUCCAGGCUAAAAUCAACUCUGACCUAUUGAGUGACCGCCUAUACCGUAGUGCUUGGGAGAAUGACAAACUCAUAAUUCAUCUUCCUAAUGAUACACCUGAGAUGGUGUUGUCUAAACAGAACUCUGCCAACAUCAGUUCGAAACUAUAUAAACUCAAUUGGGAAGAGUCUAAGAAGGAUGGCUAUGACUUAAGGAACGAUGCCAUCUCAAUCAAGGCUGCCAAAGCUUCCAGAGAAAUUGCUAGUGAUUACAAAUACAAAGAAGCCUACCGCAAGCAGCUUGGUCACCAUAUUGGAUGCCGUGACAUUCAGGAUGACCCAAAGAUGGUUUGGGCCAUGCACAUGGCCAAGAUUCAAAGUGACCUGGAAUACAAGAAGGACUUUGAGAAAACAAAGGCCAAGUUCAACAUGCCAGUCGACAUGCUAGACAUCCUGUCGGCCAAGAAAUUCCAGACUCUGGUCAGCGACAUUGACUACAGACAUUACCUGCACCAGUGGACCUGCCUGCCAGACCAGAAUGAUGUGAUCCAGGCAAGGAAGGCCUAUGAUUUGCAGAGCGAUUUGCUUUACAAGUCCGAUAUGGAAUGGAUUCGUGGCUGUGGCUGGAUGCCAAAUGAUUCUCUUGAUGUUAAGAAAGUGCAGAAAGCCCAGGAGAUCCUAAGUGAACGUCACUACCGUCAACCCCCGGAUAGGUUCAGUUUCACCAGCAUUGUUGAUGAUCCCAACAUAGUUCAAGCUAAAAUCAACGCGAACCAACUAAGUGCUGCAAAAUAUAAGGAAGCUUGGGAAAAAGACAAGGUACAGAUCCAUGUCCUUCCUGAUACACCAGAGAUUUUGUUGGCUAAAUCCAAUGCUGCUAAUGUUAGUCAGAAACUUUACAAGGAGGGCUGGGAAGAUGCAAAGAAAAGCAUUGACUAUCGUGCUGAUGCCAUUGACAUCCAACAUGCUAAAGCAUCUCGAAACAUUGCAAGUGAUUACCAAUAUAAAGAAAUCUAUCGCAAGCAACUUGGUCACCACAUCGGAGGCCGUGAUAUGUAUGAUGACCCCAAAAUGGUUUGGUGUAUGCAUGUAGGCAAGAUGCAGAGCAAGAAGGAGUACAGGAACAAUUAUGAGAAAACAAAGGCCAAUAUUAACGUGCCACCUGACAUGAUGGACAUUGUAAUGGGCAAAAUAUGUCAGGCACGGGUCAGUGAGAUUGACUACAGACAUUACCUACAUGAAUGGACCUGUCUACCAGACCAGAAUGAUGUGAUCCAGGCAAAGAAAGCAUAUAAUUUGCAAAGUGAUGUCAAUUACAAAUCAGAUAUGGAGUGGCUGCGUGGAAUUGGAUGGAUUCCAACCGAUUCUGUAGAUGUUAAGAAAGUAAAGCAUGCCCAGGACAUUUUAAGUGAUAGAAAUUACCGGACGAAAGCAGAUGCUCUCCAGUUUACACCAGUGACUGACAGAAUUGAUUAUGUUACAGCUAAACAGAGUGGGGACAUUUUGAAUGAUAUCAAGUAUCGUGAGGCCUGGCAUGCCUGUAAGACAAAGUACACACUGGUGGAUUCACCAACGAUGGUUGCAGCACGGAAUGCAGCUAGAAACCUUAAUGAAAAAUUGUACAAAGAUGGUUGGGAGAAGCUGAAGGCAACUGGUUACAAAAUGCCAGUUGAUGCCGUGUCAAUCUGCCAUGCCAGAGCAUCACAAGACAAACAGAGUGAGCUUAAAUAUAAGGCUGACUAUGUCAAGCAACGUGGCCAUCAUAUUGGAUGUCACGAUCUUCACGAUGACCCCAAAAUGGUUUGGUGUAUGCAUGUUGGCAAGAUGCAGAGCAGCAAGGAGUACAGGAAGGAAUUUGAGAAAACUAAGGCUAAUGUAAAUGUGCCACUUGACAUGUUGGACAUCGUGAUGUCUAAGAUAUGCCAGGGACGGGUCAGUGAGAUUGACUACAGACAUUACUUACAUGAAUGGACCUGUCUGCCAGACCAGAAUGAUGUGAUCCAGGCAAAGAAGGCUUAUGAUUUGCAGAGUGAUUACCUGUACAAGUCAGACCUUGAAUGGGUACGUGGUUGUGGUUGGAUUCCCUUGGAUUCAGUUGAGCAUAAAAAGGUGAAAAAUGCACAGGCGAUAUUAGAUGAAAAAGCUUAUAAAGAAAAGGCUGUUGCUAAUUUUGCCAAGUUUACACCAAUUACAGACAUGCCAGAGGUUGUACAGGCCAAGAUAAAUACAAACAACUUGAGUGAUCUGAAGUACAAAGAGACAUUUAACCUUGACAAGGGCAAGUAUAUUGGUGCUGCUGACUAUCCCCAUUUGGCUCAUUCAAGGAAAAUGGCAAAGCAUAUUAGUCAGAAAGUUUAUAAGGAUGACUGGGAUAGCCACAAAGCUUUAGGAUACACCUUGCCUCCAGACUAUCUGCCACUGGUUGUUGCUAAACAUGCUGAUAACGUAAGCAGUGAAUUGAAGUACAAGGAGCUGUAUGAAAAACUCAAAGGGCAUUACUUGGCUGGAGGAGAUAUCAAGGACUUCCCUGCUGUAAUCCAUGCAAUGGCUAUGGAUAAAAUGAGGAACAUGCUGGAAUAUAAGAAGAAUUACGAAGAUACUAAGGCUGCAGUUCACCUCCCCAAUGACAUGAUUAGCAAUGUUGUGGCAAAGAGAUGCCAACAUAUUCUCAGCGACCUUGAAUACCGCACCUACCUUCAUCAUUGGACCUGCCUGCCUGAUGAGCAUGAUGUAAUCCACGCAAAGAAAGCACAAGAGAUCCUAAGUGAUUUUGUGUAUAAGGAUGACCUGAACUGGCUGAAGGGCAUGGGCUGCUUUGCCUGGGACACUCCAGAAAUUCUACGAGCCAAACACUCCUAUGACUUACAGAGUGAAAUCAAAUACAGAACUGAUGGAAAGAAAAAUUUUGAGAACUACUCUGUGAUCACAGAUACACCAGUCUAUGUGACAGCCGUCCAGAGUGGCCUUCAAUUAAGUGAUGUUAGGUACAAAGAGGACUAUGAGAAAAACAAGGACAAAUACACAACUGUUUUAGACACUGUGGAUUACAACAGGACCAAAGGCCUCAAAGCUAUGUUUAGCAGUAAUGCCUACAAACUGGCCUGGGAUAAGGUGAAAGCAACAAGUUAUACAAUGCCAGGAGAUUCAUUUUCGAUAGCUCUGGCCAAGAAUCAGAAAGACAUUCUUAGCCCAAUAAAGUAUCGGGAAGAGUAUGAAAAGUUCAAGGCUCUCUACACACUGCCACGCUCUGUGGAGGAUGAUCCACAUACCGUGCAAUGUCUGAAAGCUGGCAAGUUGAGCCUUGAUCGACUAUACAGGCAAAAUUAUGAAAAUAACAAAAUGAAGGUGCACAUCAUGCCAGACAUGCUGGAAGUGGUUGCUGCCAAAGACUCCCAAGCCAAAGUCAGCUACAUUGACUAUCGCAAGUAUCUCCAUGAAUGGACGUGCCUGCCAGAUCUACAGAUUAACAUACAUGCCAAGAAGGUCUGCGAGCAACUGAGUGAUGUUCUGUACAAAGAUGAUCUCAACUGGCUUAAAGGAAUUGGUUGCAACGUCUGGGACACUCCUCAGAUACUUCACGCUAAGAAAUCCUAUGAUCUACAAAGUGAUAUUCAAUACAAGGCCAAGGCUGAGGCAUCAAGGGACCAGUUCACCCCAGUCAUGGAUACUCCCGUUUAUCGGCAGAAUGUCACCAACACUCAACAGUUGAGCGAUUUUGUGUAUCACAAUUCCUAUAUGACAAAUAUCAAAGGUACGGUUGCUCCAACCACAAAGACUGUGGAUCUGGAUCGAGCUAGACAUGCCUAUAAGUUACAGAGUGAGAAUCUUUAUCGUGAUACAGGCCGAAGCCUUCUCCCCACCGGAUAUACCAUUCCAGCAGAUAUCCCAUUCUUAAAGCAUGCCAAAAAUGUUGACCAUAACCGCAGUGAUCUGAAGUAUAAAGAAGCUUAUGAACAUAUGAAAGCAAGAGGUUACAAGCUGAUCCCAGAAACCAUCAGCAUCACUGCAGCCAAGAAAGCAGAUCUUAUUUUAAACCAGCGACUGUAUCGAUUGCAUUAUGACACUCACAAAGACAAGAUUCACCCAACGCAUGACACUCCAGAACUUCGCCAAGUCAAAGCUACACAGGAGGCAAUCAGUGAUCUGGCAUAUAAGUCGGACUACUUCCGGUUCAAGGGUCAGAAGAUUUCCCUUCCCAUCACUCCUGAGCUACUCCAUCACCGAUAUGUUGGCAUCAUCACUAGCAAUAAUAAAUACAAGGAAGAUCUCCAGUGGCUGAGGGGCAUUGGAUGCUUCUUGUAUGGAACGCCUGAAAUGAUACGAGUGCGUGACUUCCACAAAUUCUGGACUGGCUAUGACAAAGCUGCCAAAAAAAUACGUGACAAGCAUACUUCAGUUCUUGAUACUCCUGAAUAUAGACGUGUGACGGAACUGAAAACUCACUUGAGCAAUUUGGUAUACCGUGCUCAAGGAAAUGAAGCAAAGACAAAAUACACAACAAGGCUUGAUACUGUGGAUCUAAACCGAGCCAAACAUGGCCAGAAAAUACAGAGUCAGUACCUGUAUGUUGAAUUAGCUACAAAAGAUAGACCACAUUACAUUCCUCAUGAACAUACUACAUCCCUGGAUCACGCUAAGCAUGUCAAAGAUUUUGCCAGUGAGAAAAAGUACAAGGAACAAUAUGAGAAAUUCAAGAGUAAAUACACUACAAUUCCAGACACUCCAACGUUGUUGAUUUCUAAGAAAGCAUACAUAAUCGCCAGUGAUUUACGCUAUAAGGAAGCCUUUGAACAUGCUAAAGGUCAUUACCGUACAGUGAAAGAUGCUCUGAACAUUGUCUACCAUCGCAAAGUCACAGAUGAUAUCAGUGAGGUCAAAUACAAGGAGAAAUACAUCCAACAGUUGGGACUGUGGAGAUCAAUCCCCGACCCACCUGAGAACAUGCACCACCGUAUGGUGACUGACGCCAUCAGCACUGUUAAAUACAAAGAAGACUUGGGAUGGCUGAGAGGAAUUGGUUGCUAUGCAUGGGACACUCCUGAUUUGAUGUUGGCAGAAAAGAACAAAGAGCUCUACAGCCAGUACAAGUACCGAGAAUCAGUUGCAAAACUAAGAAACAACUUCAAGUACACUGCAGAUACACCGCACAUCCGGCAUGCUCAGGCGGCAACAGCAAUUUUAGAUGAGAAGUCAUACAAAGCUUUCUAUGAGAAGCAGAAGAGCAAGUAUACCUUGGUUUUGGAUGAUCCUAGAAACCUUCUAGCCAAAAGGUCGGGGCGACUAAGUAGCCAGCAAUCAUAUAAGUCUGAAGCCAAAUUCAAAUUAAGGCGAGGAUGCAAUGAACUUCUACGGCCUGAUAUGCUGACUGCCAUAUACAACUCAAUUUUAGGGAGCCAGUGGAUUUAUAAAAAGGACUACGAAAAGGCAAAAGACAAAUACACGUCCAUUUUUGAGACUCCUGACAAUAUCCGAACUAAGAACGUGACGAAGCUCAUCAGUGAUAUUAAAUAUAAACUGGAGCAUAACCGGGACAGAGCUAAGGGCUAUACUUCUAUCCAUGACACACCGAUGCUGUUACACAUGCGAAGUGUGAAGGACAAAAUUAGUGAUUUGAAAUACAAAGAGAAUUAUGAACGCAACAAAGCUAAUUGCAACAUUCACGGUGAUGCAUUUUCGAUUAGGGCUGCCAAGAGUGCAUACAAGAACACAACUAAUCUUGAUUACAAGAAGAAGUAUGAGGCCACCAAAGCCAAAUGGAUGUGGACUGCAGACAGACCUGACUUUGUACAGGCUUACAAGGCCUCACAGCAGCAGAGUGAGGUGGAUUACAAAUUGGACAGAGAAUAUUUGAAAGGUUGCAAGAUCUCAGUGCCUGUCUAUGGAGAUAAGAACAUGAUACUAGCUGUAGAAAAUACAGACUUGGCCAGUGGGAUAAAAUACAAGCUGAAGCAUGAGAAAGAAAGAGGCAUUUACCAAGCAGUUCCAGACACACCACAGAUGCUCCAUGCCAAAUCUGUCAUUAACCUAAUGUCUGAGAAAAAGUACAAAGAAGCUGUUAAGAAGGAGCUUCCCCAUGCUGCUUACAUGAAGUUGCCUGAGACCCGUGGGACUUCACACGUUAGAGAGGUGUCAAAGUUACUGAGUGGGAAACUGUACAAGGAGCAGUUUGAGAAAGACAAAGGCAAGUCCUCAUAUUCCAUUAUGAUGGAACCCCCAGAUGUGAAACACGCAAUGAAUGUGGCCAAAUGUCAGAGUAAUAUCGAUUAUAAGAAAGAUGCUAAAUCCAAACUUGCUUACACAUCUGUAGCAGAUCGUCCAGAUAUUCUAAAAGCCACUGAAGCUGCCAAGUUAAUAAGUGAUAUUGGAUACAGGACGAAAGCACGUGAGGAGGCUAGUCGCGGUAUAAUCAGCCUUGGACGCCCAGACAUUGAACUUGCCAAAGAGGUUUCCAAACUUACCAGCCAGGUGGAAUAUACCAAACAGAAACUCAGAGGUCAUGGAGCUGCUUCAUAUGAUACUCCCACGAUGAGGGUUGCAAAGAAAGCAAACAUCCUCUCAAGCAACAUUAAGUACAAAGAGAAGUUCGAGAAAGAGUUUAAGGGACAGAGGCCGAAGUUUGAUUUGAAGGAAAGCUCAGGAUACAAGUCGAUGAAGGAUGCAAACAUUUUUGCUAGUGAAGUUAUAUACAAGCAGGAUCUGAAGAAGAUGCACAAACCUGUAACAGAUAUGUCUGAAUCCUUACAAAUGCAGCAUAAUCUUUCCACUAGCAAGCUGUCAAGUCAAUACCUGUACAAGAAGGAGUUUGAGAAGAGUAAAGGUCACUACCAAUUGGUGUCCGAUUCACCCGAACAAAUUCAUCUAAAGGAAGCAACUGAGUUACAAAGCCAAGUAAAAUACAAGGAGCAGUAUGAGAAAGAAAGAGGCAAGGCAAUGCUCGACUUUGAGACACCUGUUUAUAUUACUGCUAUGGAAACUCAGCACAUGCAGAGUGAGAAAAAAUAUAAGAAGGAUUUGGAAGAGCACAUAAAAGGCAGGAACCUUUCUGGUUUGGAGAUUACACCCGCAAUGUUGCAUGUCAAAUAUGCAACUAAAAUAGGCUGUGAGAAAGAAUACAGGAAGGAUCUUGAAGAAGGUGUGAAGGGUAAGGGCUUAAUGGUGGUUGACGAGACUCCUGAGAUGAUGCGAGCAAGGAAUGCCACGUACAUUCUUAACGAGAAAGAGUACAAGAGAUCAUUGGAAGAAGAAAUCAAGGGCAAAGGGCUUGUGGCACUUGCUAAUGAAACACCUGACUUUGCCAGAGCCAAGAACGCCACAGAAAUUUUAAGUCAGGUAAAAUACAAGCAGUUGGCUGAAAUGGACAGGCCUAAUUACACAACAGUUAUAGAUACACCCGAUAUAAUCCACGCUCAUAAUGUGAAGAAUUUGAGCAGCCAGAAACAAUACAAGGCAGAAGCUGUGAAGACCAUGUCUCAAUAUGUCUCGGUAACAGAUACACCCGAGAUGCACAGAGUCCGUGAAAACCAGAAGAACAUCAGUACACUUCAGUACACUUCAGAACUUAAACACAUUAAAGGAAAGGUUACCACAGUAAAAGACACACCUGAAAUCCUGCGAGCUAAGGAAAACCAAAAGAAUUUCAGCUUGAUCGCAUAUAAAGAAGAAGUUGGUACAGGGACAUCAAUUAAAGAAACACCAGAGAUGGAGAGAGUCAAAAGAACACAGGAGGCCAUUAGUUCGAUUAAAUACAAGGAAAAUGUUGGUCAAGGAACUGCAAUCUCUGACCUGCCUGAGGUGAAGCGUGUGAAGGAGACACAGAAGAACAUCAGCUCGAUCAAAUACAAGGAAAAUGUUGGUCAAGGAACUGCAAUCUCUGACCUGCCUGAGAUUCAGCGUGUAAAAGAGACACAGAAGAACAUCAGCUCGAUCAAAUACAAGGAAAAUGUUGGUCAAGGAACUGCAAUCUCUGACCUACCUGAGGUGCAGCGUGUGAAGGAGACACAGAAGAACAUCAGCUCGAUCAAAUACAAGGAAAAUGUUGGUAAAGGAACUGCAAUUUCUGACCUGCCUGAGGUGCAGCGUGUGAAGGAAACACAGAAGAACAUCAGUUUGAUCAAAUACAAGGAAAAUGUUGGUCAAGGAACUGCAAUCUCCGACCUGCCUGAGGUGCAGCGUGUGAAGGAGACACAGAGAAACAUCAGCUUGAUCAAAUACAAGGAAAAUGUUGGUCAAGGAACUGCAAUCUCUGACCUGCCUGAGGUGAAGCGUGUGAAGGAGACACAGAAGAACAUUAGCUCGAUCAAGUACAAGGAAAAUGUUGGUCAAGGAACUGCAAUCUCUGACCUGCCUGAGGUGCAGCGUGCGAAGGAGACACAGAAGAACAUCAGCUCGAUCAAAUACAAGGAAAAUGUUGGUCAAGGAACUGCAAUCUCUGACCUACCUGAGGUGCAGCGUGUGAAGGAGACACAGAAGAACAUCAGCUCGAUCAAGUACAAGGAAUGUAUUGGGAAAGGAACUGCAAUCUCUGACCUGCCUGAGGUGAAGCGUGUAAAAGAGACACAGAAGAACAUCAGCUCGGUCUUAUACAAAGAGAACCUGGGUAAAGGGACUGCAGUGGUGUACACCCCAGAGAUGCAGCGCGUUAAACGCAAUCAAGAAAACAUUAGCUCGAUACUAUACUCUGACAGCUUCCGGAAGCAAGUACAAGGUCGGGCAGCUUAUGUAUUGGACACACCAGAGAUGAGACGUGUUCGGGAUUCUCAGCGCAACAUAUCAACGGUGAAAUACCAUGAAGACUUUGAGAAAACCAAGGGAAGCUUCACGCCUGUAGUCACUGAUCCUAUUACAGAGCGUGUGAAGAAAAACAUGCAAGACUUCAGCGACAUCAGCUACCGUGGCAUUCAAAGACGGGUCGUGGAGAUGCAGAGGCGACGUGUGGAAAAUGAAGCCGAGAGCCUCACAGAUUUGCGUGUGUGGCGCACUAACCCUGGCUCAGUCUUUGACUAUGAUCCAGCUGAAGACAACAUUCAGUCAAGGAGUUUGCACAUGCUAAGCAUUCAAGCCCAGCGUCGCAGCCGGGAGCACUCACGUUCUGCCAGCGCUCUGAGCUUGAGUGGUGGAGAUGAGAAAUCAGAACUUUCUGAACCUGAUCAGACCAUUACUUACUACAAUGGAAACAACUUCUUCCAGACAACAACCACUGGCUACCAACACCCCAAAACCACUGUCCUACCACAGCAGAGAUCAUCCUCUGUUGCUACACAGCAGACCACUGUGUCGUCCAUUCCCUCUCACCCUUCAACAACUGGCAAAACCUACCGUGCCAUAUAUGAUUAUUCAGCAGCUGAUGCAGAUGAAAUCUCUUUCAAAGAUGGUGAUGUCCUUACGAAUGUGCAGUCAAUUGAUGAAGGAUGGAUGUAUGGUACUGUGCAAAGGACUGGGAUGACAGGCAUGUUGCCAGCCAACUACGUGGAUGCUAUUUAAGUUAGAUCUAUUCUUCCUCACAGACUUCCCACACUCCCCUCCUAAACACAAACACGUCACAAGUAACCCAUAAAAUAUAUGAUGUUUUCAAAUGGAACUUAGUUUCUUACAGACAAAAACAACCUCCCAUUGUAUAUCCAACUCUCUUAUUAACCCAUGUUACAAAACAUGACAAAUCCUGGGUACAUACAAAGAAAAAGUGGUACCUAAGUUGUUCACCUGGUAUAACUGAUACUUCUGCUGUAAUGAAACUAGUAAAUACUGUUCAAAUUCUUUUCACCAUCAUUUAACUCUACAAACAUCUAACUUGUAUUCAGAGACGUGCUCCAGUGUUAUAUCCAAACCAGUUAGUCUCAUCUGAAGUAGGAAAAUGUAUUAUCUAGCAUAACUUGCUCAGACAAAUGUGAUUUCAGUACAAUUCUACUUAAUCAACUAUAAUAUUAUUUCUGUAUCCUGACAAAUACGUAGUUAGUUUGCAAAUUCAUUACAAGAGCUUUUCAAAAAAAAGGGUGCCAGUGAAAGACUUGGUUUUCAUUAACCGGAGACCUUUUUGAUGGAGGUGAUUAAAGAACUUAAUAGCUUCCAUACUUCACUGCUCAAGGUGAACUUGUACAUGUAUUGUCUGUUUUCUCAUCACCUGAUAACUAGCUGCGGGGUCAAAUAAAGCUGUUUCUGCAAAA